This is a messenger RNA of Setaria italica (foxtail millet), 1963 nucleotides long. Its product is annotated as CRS2-associated factor 1, mitochondrial. The transcript has 5 exons. Lineage: Eukaryota; Viridiplantae; Streptophyta; Magnoliopsida; Poales; Poaceae. Gene Ontology annotation, molecular function: RNA binding. Bases 84 to 1400 code for a protein of 438 amino acids. Gene Ontology annotation, biological process: Group II intron splicing. The record is from RefSeq and is a predicted model, not a curated record.
CCACCGCCGCCGGUCGCCGGCCGUCUGCCGGCACAGCCACAGCACCUCAGCUAGUGAGCCGCCCGUCCCGCCGCCGCCGCCCCAUGCUCCCCCUCCCCGGUCUCCUCCGCCGCGCGCGCGCACCUCCCCAUCUCCCGCCCCACCGCCACCUCUCCCGCCUCCUCGACCGCUACGGCUUCGUGGCCCCGGCCUCCCUGACCCCGUCCCCGCGAGAGCCGCCCCGCGCGGCCGCCACCGACUCCGCCGCCGCGAAGAAGCGCCGCGCCAAGAAGCCCCCCUACCGCCCGCCGUCCUCGCUGGACCGCGGCGGCCGCCCGCCCGCGCACUCGGACCUCCCCUUCGACUUCCGCUUCAGCUACACCGAGAGCACCACGGCCUCCAAGCCCAUCGGGCUCCGCGAGCCCAAGUACUCCCCGUUCGGGCCCGGGCGGCUCGACCGGCCCUGGACGGGACUCUGCGCGCCCGCCGUCGACGCCACGCUCCGCGACGUCGCGGCCGAGGACCCCCUCCCCGACGCCGAGAGGGGGCUGGAGGAGGCCCGCCGGCGGGAGCGGGAGCGCGUGCUGGGAGAGCCGCUCACGCCCGCGGAGCGCGCGUUCUUGGUCGAGAAAUGCCAGAAGAACCGCACCAAGCGGCAGAUUAACCUUGGGAGAGACGGGCUUACUCACAACAUGCUAAAUGACAUCCACAAUAACUGGAAGAGCUGUGAGGCGGUCAGGGUGAAAUGCCUAGGUGUGCCAACAGUUGAUAUGCAAAAUGUGUGCCACCAGCUUGAGGAUAAAACUGGUGGACUGAUCAUCCACAGGCAAGGGGGUCAGUUGAUACUGUACAGGGGUAGGCAUUACAAUCCAAAGAAAAGGCCUGUUAUUCCGUUGAUGCUAUGGAAGCCAGCUGAACCUGUGUACCCAAGGUUGAUCAAAACAACAAUAGAGGGGCUCACAGUUGAGGAGACGAAGCAAAUGAGGAAGAAGGGCCUACAUGUUCCUGUUUUGACGAAGCUUGCCAAGAAUGGAUAUUAUGCUAGUCUUGUGCCAAUGGUUCGGGAUGCCUUUUUGGUUGAUGAAUUGGCUCGAAUAGAUUGUAAAGGAUUACCAAAAAGUGAUUAUCGGAAGAUUGGAGUCAAACUCAGGGACCUUGUUCCUUGCAUUCUUGUCUCUUUUGACAAGGAACAGAUUAUUGUUUGGAGGGGAAAGGAUGAUGGAAGCCUACAAGAUCAAAUGCAGCAGCCAUUCCCUUCAGUUAUCGACUCAGAUGGUGCAUCAGUAAAGGAUGAAAGUGAUGAUCAGGAACAAGCACCAAGUGACUGGUCUUCUGACGAGUGUUCUGGGAUCAGUAGCUCUAAUGAAGAGCCAGAUGACAAACCAGUAAUUUCGAACCUAGACUCUUCUAGGCUGAUCUGACACAUCCAGAAUACACAGUUCACAUGGUUGCAAACUGUUACUAGACAUCACCAAUGAUGUGUUGGCUUCCCUCAGAAUGAAGCUUGUGUAUUCUCUAUCCAUGAGAGUGAUCCAAUCUCAUGUAGCGAUGGCCCAUGGGAAUUUCUAAGGCUGUCAAUCAUCCACCAGUAUUUCUGGCUGGGCAAUUUAUAUUUUCCCCCUGUACAUAGAUUGACAAAAGUUGCUUUGGAUGGACUGAUCAGCCACCUGACUUCACAUGAUUGUUACUUGAGGCUCAGAACAUAUUUUACAAACCUUAUUUGACAUUACACAAACGCCAUGUAAAGUUUAAGAAUAGUCAUUUAACCAUGCUAUCUGGUCUCUUCUAGCCCUGAAUACUCUCUCUGGUCAUGUUUUUUGUUCAACCAUCAAUUGGGGAUUGUUUGGACCCUUUUUGUUAUGUAGUUUUUGGGUCUUAGUGAACUGGAAAGGAGCUUUGCCUAUGUACUGGUACUACUAUGCUUUACUUGUAUUCAUUGUUGUGGUUAUAAUCAAAAAGAGGGAAUAAUUCAUUUGAGAGUUCA